AUGAACGACGAUGAGAAGAUAAAAUCGAGCGACGAUGCUCCACUAGAGCAAGAUCCCUCCCGGCCACCACCAGCCGACAGCCGUGAUGCUGGGUCUGCCAGCGCAGGAAGACUGUCGCCCAAGGCCAAGAAGCACGCAGCGGUACCCCGUGGGCCGAAGCGACGAACCAAGACGGGGUGUCUAACAUGCCGGAAACGCCGGAUCAAGUGCGGCGAGGAGAAGCCGCGAUGCAACAACUGCAUCAAGGCGCGGCGAGAGUGUGAGGGCUACACGCAGCGGGUGAUUUUCAAGCACGCCCUGGGGCCCUUUGGAGGCGCCUUCUCCGACCUGCAGUCGCCGCCCAUGCAGAUGCCGCUCCUUCCUCACCAGCAGCAACAGCAGCAAACAGGGCAGGCGCUGAAUCCGCAGCAGCGCCUGCUGGCACCGCGCAUCCCCCAUUCCUCACACUCGCACGCGCUGUCACUGGCCUAUCCUCCUCAACCGCAGCAGCUCCAGCACCAGCAGGAUGCCCGGCAGCUCUAUUAUCCAGUGUCUCGCGACCCGCCCGCGCAGGUGGGAGCUGGGCGCACUCUUCUUCCAGCCGUGGAUCGCCAGUCCGCGCACUAUCAGGAGGUCUCGGUGCCUUCGCAGACAGUUGAUCACAGUCCUCCGGCUCCUGGCGCCCUCUCCCAUCCUGAUUACAAUGCCAGCACCCAAGACGAGGCCUUGGAAAGCUCCCUCCCACUCGACGAUCCGUUCUUGGGGCAUCCUAUCGAUGACAGCCAACCAGGGUUCACAGCCUAUCCUUUCCAGGAAGGAACUUCCUCGUGGGAUGCCGGAGAGGAAGCACCUGGCUAUUACACUGUACCCCCGACCUUCUCUCAAGCAGCGUUGUAUGAAGACGAAGACGAAUAUUACGACGUCGAUUCCGACGAUGAAAUGCACGAAGUAACCGAAGCGGAGGGCUUCAAUCAAAUGAAUCUAAUCAUGGCAUCCGCCAAACAAGACGAUACUGCAAUGCGUUCCUACAACACUUUUCUCAACGAGCCAGACAUACUCGCGUCUUACCAGCCGUCGAUGGGAUCGUCUCCGCUCAACAAUCCCAAGACAGCACGCAUCUGGGUCCAUUUCAUUCAUGCAACAGGCCCUUCACUGUCCAUCUGGGAACGCCACAGCAUAAAUUCAUCAGCUCUAUUCAAUGGGCCUGUCCCGCUGUCACAGCAAGGGGUAUGGACAUACACAAUGCCUCUCAAAGCGCUUGAGCAUCCAGCCCUGCUUCAAGGACUUCUAGCCAUCAGCAGUCUACAUAUCGCGAACCUACAGCAAUCCGAUCUGACUAUUGCAUUUAAGCAUUACCAAUACGCUUUGAGAAAAGUGUCCAAGGCUGUCGGUCUGCCGUUGCGACGGAAGCAGGUUGCCACUCUUGCUGCUACCCUCCUUCUCUGUUUUUACGAAGUUAUCUCGGCAGAACAUAACAAAUGGGGUAGUCACAUCGCCGGUUCCGCACAGCUCCUCAAAGAAAUCGACUUUGUCGGCUUGAGCAGAGACAUCCGGGCUCAACGCCGGGCCCUCAGGCAACAGGACACGGAUGCAUGGGGUCAUUACAGCAACUUCCUUUCAUACAGCAACUCUGAAGACGACCCGUUUGCAGAGAAAGAACUGGAAAUUAAUAUGAAUGUUAUCUCAACUCUCGCAGGAAAGGUCGUUGAUUACGACCGUAUGGGACAUGUCGAAUACGAGGGAACAUUGCCAUCAGUUGGGAAGAAACAUUUGUCGCGAAAAGAUAUUGAGAAUUUUCGGCUUCAGUGCGAUCUAUACUGGUGGUAUCUCAAGCACGAUAUUACGCAGAGUAUGAUCAGCGGUAACAAAUUCUACACUCCAUAUGAUCGCUGGACGCAGUGUCCUCCUCGGGCCGCGCUUGGACGACCUGAUGCUGUAUAUGGUAGUUUUGAUCACCUUACGCUUCUUAUGGGUCGCAUGACGGACUUUGGAUAUAGGGAUCGGAAGAGAAAGAUCAAAAGCGUCGAAGCUACCGGGGGUGAAUGGCGUCCUCAUCAAGGCUUCUUUCAAUUUAUGGCCCGAUUCGGAAGUAAACCGCCAGCGGGGGGAACCUCCAAAAAACCCAGCCCUCCUACAUCUACUGAUAAAUCUACCCACGUCACAACAAGUCAACAAUCACCACCAGGAAAGGACCCCAGGCAAAAGCCAAUGUACGGCAUGGCUCCAACGAAUGGUCCGACUCCUGCACCUCCUGCUUUUACAGAUGCUGGUGAAUCCCCGCCGUAUUCCGGAUUCGAAGAAGAUGAAUCAACUAUAUCGCUACUCGAGGCUGAAAGAGAAUGGGAAAGUAUCCUUGUUGCCUAUGAUUUCUACGAGAAGCAACUAGGGUCUGCUUUUGCUCCUUUGCCGCCUGGUAGUACUCCCCCGAUUAGCACACCUUUUGGGCCUGCAUUGCAAUAUCGUUCCUACCUGAUCGCCGUUCUCUGGGCAUGGUAUUACACUGGUAGGAUGAUGCUGUAUCGUCUUCAUCCUUGCAUGCCACCAGCAACAAUGAUCUCUGCAGUAGCCGCAGCCGGCGCUACAGCUCGAUAUACGCAGAUUAUCGGAAAGAUUGUCGCAGGAGUAUACUAUCCACAAUUGUAUACUCCUGAAGCGGGAAACUUAAAUCCAAAUCUAGGAGCUGCUUUAAUCCAGAUUACCGUGCCGAUAUUCUUUUCAGGUGUUCAAUUGACCGAUGCUGUACAAAGGGGUUGGACUGUAGCCACACUACGCAACAUUUCUCGCCUCACUGGCUACCAAUCGGCUGAAACAAUUGCGGCCGGCUGUGAGUCAGCGUGGUAUCAUACAGCCAAGGCAGGACGCGGACCACCUUAUAUAUCCGAAUAUCUUAGCAAUAGGACAGAAACCAUCGUCGUCGAGGAUCGAGGAAACCUUGACCAGUAUUCCGAUCAGCAGCCGAAUCCAAAUUCAAGCAAGGACAGGCGCUUUAUUACAUUGACAAAAUCCACGCAUUCACGUUGGGCAAUGGGACUCUUAGAGCUAGAAACCGACCUUAGGGAUUUGCAUAUUGAUAACCCGCCGUAG
This is a messenger RNA of Talaromyces proteolyticus, 3063 nucleotides long. RefSeq lists its product as uncharacterized. The coding region runs from base 1 to 3063 and encodes 1020 amino acids. Gene Ontology annotation, biological process: positive regulation of transcription by RNA polymerase II. Gene Ontology annotation, cellular component: nucleus. Lineage: Eukaryota; Fungi; Ascomycota; Eurotiomycetes; Eurotiales; Trichocomaceae. The transcript is spliced from 6 exons. The record is from RefSeq and is a predicted model, not a curated record. Gene Ontology annotation, molecular function: DNA-binding transcription factor activity, RNA polymerase II-specific; transcription cis-regulatory region binding; zinc ion binding.